AGUCCCGCUCUCUUUUGUAAACACAGCCCGUUGGAAACGCUAUAACGUCGAGACACGUUUAAACCUCACACUCUCUCUCUCUCCGCGCCGUUAAUCACAGCACUCUCAAACUGACUGCAGUAUCCGUAAACGGAAUCCAGUUAGAGGGGCAAAGUAGGGGUGGGUGGGGGAGGAAAAAGAGAGAGAUUAAAGACCAAAAAUCGUUAGCAAAAGAGAAAAUCAAAAAUCAGAAGAGAAUUUGAUUGGGGGGGGACAAAAAGAAAGGGACGCUGCAGAUCCAAGGCGAGGAUUACUCUAACUAUGAGUGAGUGAGUGAGUAAGUGCGUGGCGGAACAGGAGAGGAUUUGUGAAUCCGCCUCAAAAGAUUUUCAAUUUAAUUGGGGUGGGGUAGUGGUCAGCGCCGACUACGCGAGCGGAAGACAAUACAGAUUAUACAGUUCAGAUUGUAUAUCGAAAUCACCCAAAUAGCGAGGGGACGGGGGAAAGUAACAUUCGUUUUAAAUUUUGAAAGGCGCCGGAGCCCAGGGAGCCACACGGUUCGAGCGGGAAUGUCAUGAUCGGCCGGAGCUGAGUUUAUUGUGGACUGCCAAGGCAGGGAAACGGUUUAAAAAGGACGAGAGAGGGUACGGGUUAAGCGAGAGAGAGGCAGGGAUUCUUGACAACCACGAUCUUGGGCGAUCAAAUCAAAUUAUCCACAAGUUCAUGAGAAUAAGGUGGGUCAAGGAAUCAAGCGGAAAGGAACGGGGGGGGGGGGGUUAGAGGAAAAUUUGUAGCGGGAGGAGAGUUGAACUGGGGCAUUUGUACUUUCAUAACGGGCACAGAGUUAGACUGGGUAUCAGAAACGAGGGCAAAUUAAGACGAUUUAGACCGGAAUUAAGCAAAUGAAAUAAAUCGAAUUCAGAUUGAUCUCCUGGAACUGGAUUUCAAGCCAUUUGCUGGUCUCCAGGUCCUGGGAAAAGGCAGAGUUUCCACUGGGAACCAUGGGUUCUUUCGGGAAGUACACUCACGCCAUUAUCAGGGGGAUCCCGGCCGGAAUGGGACUGAAGGACGGAGAGAAGGACGGCGAAGAUAGCGAGGGUGGCGGCGUGGACGCUGCAAAACUGCACCGCCAGCUCGGUGUUUACACCGGCAUCCUGAGGCAGAAACUGGGCCUGCAGGUCAUCGAGCUGCCGGCGAGUGAGCAGCCCGGGCUGCCCCUCAGCCUGUGUGUGGAGGACAUUGUGGUCGUGCAGGGAGACACGGCCCUUCUAACCCGUCCCGCAAACCCGGACAGGAGGAAAGAGGUGGCAACGGUGAAGAGUGUUCUGGAAGAGCUGAAGCUGCGUGUGUUCGAGGUGACUGACGAGAGAGCCACGCUUGAUGGCAGUGAUGUCUUCUUUACAGGCCGCGAGUUCUUUGUUGGGAUCUCCAAGUGGACAAAUCACAAAGGAGCAGAGUAUGUGGCGGAGGCAUUCAAGGAUUUUACAGUCUCUAUUGUGCACAUUCCUGAACCCCAUCAUUUGAAAAGUUUCUGCAGCAUGGGUGGACCCAGCACUAUUAUCAUUGGGAACAGUGAGGCUGCUCGAAAGGCAAUCAAGGCGAUGGAGCAACUAACGGACUAUCAGUACGACAAACUCAGUGUACCAGAUGAUGCUGCGGCCAAUUGCAUCUAUGCACGUGUUGGCAACAAAUGCAACGUCCUGGUCCAUCGGACAGUGGAUGAGUUUCCGGAAAGUUCCAAGGCCUUCAAAAAGCUUCCAGACUACACAUUGAUCCCUGCCUCCUGCACAGAAGUGGCUAAACUGGGAGCAUCCCUGAGCUCCUGUUCCAUUUUAAUCAAUAAGAAGUUUGAGUAUUAGAGUCAGUUUGGGAGGGUGUGAGGGAGGGGGAGUUGUGGAAGAAGGGGUGUGGCGUUUAAUCCACACCUGCCUUAAUUCUAUGGUGGCAUACAAUAGAAAACCACUCUGAUUUGAUCGAUAUGCUAGAGAUGUACUGGAUUUUUUGGAUCGGGAACAAACUGCCUCAACCCAAUCCGAGAAGUGAGGUGGGCUUCUUCUUUGGGGCUAGAGACCGAGAGCUCCUCUUCAAUGUCGACAGGGCUCGACCGGCAGAACAAAGCUGCUGUUUGAUGAUUGUGGGUCUAUCUACGACACCUAGGGGUGAAACAUCGGUAUUAAUGUAGCUCUAAUUUGAGGAGCAACUUUUUAUUGUCUCCAGGUCCAACCCAGUGCCUCAUUUCGGGGCUAGUCACCCUCUCAGAACAAUUCCUGAAACCCUGCCUUCCUUUCACGUUUGGAUUCCCUCCGUGUGUGCUUUUCCAGGAUUUUUCGAUUUCCGACGAAUCUUUUGCUUUCAGUAGGUGUCUGUCUCCAAUCCUGUGCAACACACCCUAGGUCAGACUUCCAUCUUUUUAUAUUCCACCGCCUUCUCUCACAUCCCAGUUUUCUCUCAGCUGUUUGCUUCCAGAACCAAGUAACUAGGGCUCCAUCAAGUCUGCCUUUUACUUUUCGGUUUUGUUAUUCAUUUUCUAGCCUGCAACUGGUUGGGCGAAAUCUGGAAAAAAACAUGCGAGGUGGAAGAGGCAACAUGUCAAAUUCCACAAACUCGGAGUCAUCCCAAACCCAGCUGUGGUCAAACCCACUGUGACUUAAUCCUGCGUCGAAACUAAAUGCGCAGUAGUUCAGUUAUUAUUGUCCUCUACUGUUCGAGAAAAUUAUUGAGAAACACGGCAGCCUUCAUUUUUAAAAAAAAGUAUUAAUCGUUCCCCAGUUGGCUAAAAUCAUUGAUUUUCUGUUUGGGCAACGUUUUUUUUUUAAAAAAGCACAUAACUGGGGAAUGUCACCUUGUUAAUUUGUGCCUUUGGAAUUUUUUUCAAAGAUUUUCUCAAACCAGAGCUGAGAGGACGAUCCCCGUUCUGCUGAGUUCCUGUGGGGAGUAUCUUUGCUGAUGAGUUGAAUGCCUGUGUUCACAUCACUAUUUGAACAGCGGUAUGUUUUAACCAGGGGAGAUCCCGUGCUAAAGAUACCUUGAUACAUCUGCAUCUAUGGGCAGGUGAGAGGUGAGAGAGAUUUGCGCUCUGAAAUGCUGGUCCAGCAGAGAGAGGCAAUUAGUUCUUCCGACUGCAUUUCAGAUUUUUUGUCCCUAUUAAGUAUGUAACUUCAAGUGGGCGCUUGGCCGUGCAAACUGGUUUGAAUGGAAUAAUGGGGUAGCUCCAGGAAAACACAAUGCCGGUUUUAGACUCGGUGGCCAAUUUGAAAACGUACUCCUACUAAACCCGCGCGCAAAGAGGGCUUCAAUCUGGGGUUAAAAAGGAUUUUUUUUGAUAAAAUGCUGCCCACUGCCGCUUGCCUCUGACCCUGGGUGUUCUAGCAUUUUUGUCUUGCGCAACAGCACCACCUAAAGUUCAAAAAAUGAUAUUACAGAAGCAUACUUCCAGUUGCCUUGCUCCUUUUGGGUUCUUAAAACAAGCAGGGAAAGCUUUGCUUUUGUUUUCGUUUUAAGUAUCACUGCCGGCAAAGUAAUUAAAAUCCGAGGAAAGUUCAUUCUGAUAGGAUUAAUUUGGACAGACGACGCAUGUCUCUGUGUUUGUAAGAUGCACAAAGCCAUAAUCUGGACAACAUGUAAUUGAAAACAUCCCUCACUUCGCCAUUAAAUACGGAUGCUGAGAAGUUUAACUAUGUGCAGUAUAAAUGGAGUCCUUUUUUUGAGAGAAAAAUAUUAGCAGCGACAGUUAUACAGAUCUUGAGCUGUCAUGUAUCAAGGCGGGAAUUUCACUUUCGCGCUGCAGCAUUGAGUGACCAUUUGCUUGACAGUCAGGCAAAGCCCCUGCGUAUUGAUUGCCUGGCGGUUUUGCAAGGAACACCAUACCUGGUCUUUCCCGCAAGUUUGAGUGGGAAUCCUGGAUCAUCUAUUGUUCCCCAAACCUUAACGACAAUGAGUCAAUUUGACCAAUUGCAGAGCUCCCAACUACUGUCCUGGCUGAAAUAUUUAGGGUGGACAUUUGUCUGUGAAAGAUAAGCUAUACUCAUUGAGAGAGUAUGUACGUGUAUGUGUGUGUGUGUGUGUGUGUGUGUGUGUGUGUGUGUCCUCUGUCUUCCACCCUCCUAUCCCCCUUUCUCCAGGCAAGGUGUGUGUACUACCUAUAGUUUAGUGAAUAGCAGUAAAGUAUAACAAUUUAGAUUAUCCACGCCUCUGCCUUUCAUGCAGUCUAAUCCAUUUCCAGUGUGUUACCUCCUCUCACCCCAGAUUGGGAGUUUUAGAAGAGCCAGGUCACAUGGUGCUUUUAUUCUGAUGCCUAAAAUUCACCUUUUGUACCGUGCCUCCUUUGUAAGCAAAUCUUCUGAUUUAAUAAAAUUGAGAAUCUGCUUCAAUUA
Molecule: messenger RNA, 4352 nt
Organism: Stegostoma tigrinum
Lineage: Eukaryota; Metazoa; Chordata; Chondrichthyes; Orectolobiformes; Stegostomatidae
Gene: ddah2
Product: dimethylarginine dimethylaminohydrolase 2
Exons: 6
Coding region: 981-1838 (285 amino acids)
Biological process (GO): arginine metabolic process; positive regulation of nitric oxide biosynthetic process
Molecular function (GO): dimethylargininase activity; amino acid binding
Source: RefSeq, a predicted model, not a curated record